This is a messenger RNA of Rosa rugosa (rugosa rose), 865 nucleotides long. Its product is annotated as sialyltransferase-like protein 2. Gene Ontology annotation, molecular function: sialyltransferase activity. NCBI's taxonomy places the organism in Eukaryota, Viridiplantae, Streptophyta, Magnoliopsida, Rosales, Rosaceae. Bases 33 to 791 code for a protein of 252 amino acids. The record is from RefSeq and is a predicted model, not a curated record. The transcript has 8 exons.
UCAAUCGGCUCACCGAUGAUGAUUUGGAAGCGAUGCAAAAUUUGCAGAGCCGUUUCCAGAAAUGUGUGGCUGCGAAUGGAUUAGGUUUACAAGCUGAGACUAGUAAAGAUUACUGCGGAGUCACCAUGAAAUUUCCUAUUGACACCAUUCCUAAAUGGAAAGAUCCCAAAACCAAUGAGCUUGAAGGUUUAUCGUAUGAGUUUAAUCUGUGUGAAGCUUUGGCUACUUGGGAACAGGUGCGGAAUAGUACCACCAUUCUCACUCGGGAGUUCAUUGAUUCUUUACCAAAUGGAUGGGAGGAUUAUGCAUGGCGUAGGAUUAAUAAAGGAGUACUGCUUGACCGCUGUAAGAAUAAAACUUUGUGUGUGGAGAAACUUUCUCUGGUACUCCCUUUCACACAACCAUAUGUCCCUCGCAUGUUUGUCCAUUGUGCUGUUAUCGGAAACUCGGGCGAUCUUUUAAAAACAAAGUUUGGGAGAGAGAUAGAUGGCUAUGAUACAGUUGUUAGAGAAAAUGGUGCACCAAUUCAGAACUUUAUUGAUCAUGUGGGCAAGAAAUGUACGUUUCGGCUUCUUAAUAGAGGAUCCGCUAAAGCUCUUGAUAAAGUUGUGGAGUUAGAUGAGUCCAGGAAGGAGGUCUUGAUCAUCAAAACAACAAUUCAUGACACUAUGAACAAGAUGAUUCGGAUAACUGAGAUCCUCAAGCUAGUAAGAAGGCUUUACAGACUCAUUCUAGAUUCUGCAAAAGAGAGGGAAAAUAUUGAUGGGCGCACCAUUUUCUGCGUCUGCUGAUAAUAUUCACAUGCAGCAGCUGCUCAUAUUUUUGUCAAUAAUCAUAUUAAUUUUUGAUGGUUUAUUGAUAUUGA